Ciona intestinalis (vase tunicate) is the source of this 7565-nucleotide messenger RNA. NCBI's taxonomy places the organism in Eukaryota, Metazoa, Chordata, Ascidiacea, Phlebobranchia, Cionidae. The record is from RefSeq and is a predicted model, not a curated record.
AUUGUAUAUACGUUAAUAAUUGUUACCAUAUAUCCUGUGUAUCAAGUUCCAUCAUACAGAGGCCUCUUAAUUUGCAUCACACACUGGUUUGGGGAUAUGUUGCCCCUUGGUUGCGAUGAAUUUUGACUCACUGUCUCUAGCCUUGUCUCAAAUAAGCUACCUUGUGGCUAAUUUGACUAAGAAAAACUAUAAGCAAAGUUCAAUUGAAAUAUCUAAUCUUGUUGAUCGACACUACAGUGAAGCAGAACAACAUUUAUUCCGCUGUCUGUUUUCUUGGAUUGAUUUCAGUGGUGAUGGUAAAUCUAGUGGAAAAGAUAAUUACCAGAUACAACUGCUGACGCAAGAGUUCAACUCUCUUAUAUCUCGUCCAAGUUUUUUCACUGCGGUAAUAAACGCAGUAGAAAACCCUCUGUCUCACCAGAAGACAUUAUAUCCUUCUGCAACGCUCAUUCCAGAUGUAAGCAGGGUCUUACACUUCACCAAACUCAAAGAAGUUAUAUUAGCCAUCGCAUUACAACAUUCAACCAACCCAGAAUUACGAAAACAGGCUUCCAAAUUCUUGUCAACAAAAGUACCUGAGCUCGUAAGAUAUCGCAUUGAAAGUAGCAACGAUCGAAAAUUAUCAGCAGAAUUAGGAAUAGAAGAUACAAGCGUAGAAGUAUUGCAUCUACUUCUAGCUCAUAUCUCAGAAUCCGAAGCUGUUUCAAACGAAGAAAAGGAAAAUUUCUUUACUGUCACCCGUAAAGAGUUCUCAGAAGAGCAGUGUCCAGUUAUCCUUCUUCCCUUAUUAUAUUGCAAGGAAGAGGAUUAUCACAUGGAACGUCUACUUAGUGACACAUCAACAGACAUUGGUCAACGCGCAACCAGUAAACCCAGUUAUCUUGCUGAAACUUUACACGAUCUUGGCUGUGCAUCAUGCUCAAGCAAGGAGCAAUGUUUGAAAACAUUAGAAAUGUUGAAAGUUUUCAACCUGCCUGCUUCACAAGUGGCAAGGGUGGUGAACAUGAUGGCACAGUCGGCUUCAGAUCUGAUUGAAAAUAUAACACCAAUACAGUCUCUGAGUGGUGGUAGUUACUGGUCAGACCAGAAAGAUAAAUCUGAAGAAGUUUCCUCCUCAUGGAAUGUUGAUGCCUUUCUACAAGUUGCUAAGGAAAAGACGUCCUCAUUGAAUGCACGAGACGUUUGCAGCGAGUUUGACUUCCCAGGUUUCCUUGUGAAAGACACUCCAGGCUUCCAUCUUCUGACACGAGCCAUUAUCAUCCUUUUGAACGGGAAUUCACAGGAAAAAUUCCCGAUUUCUGUUUUUUACAGAACUUGGAAAAACACCCAUGGUCAGUUAUCAUGGAUCCAGCAUGCGUUGGCCAAACCCUCCAUAUUAUGUUUAGCUGACUACAUAACAAGACCUACCAAUGUAGAAAUGCUUAAACAACCAAUUGACGAAGAAAAUAAAGAAGUUAUGACCUGGAAAUCUUUGGAUUUAGUUGAAGCUUUAUUUUCAUUGUCCGACUACGGCCAUCAUGAUGAAAUAAAAUCAAUUUUCCAAAACCCUGCAAAGUUAUGCCCUGACCUUCUUACACUGUCCAUUCUACAAUCUGGUAAUACAUGGCCACCAUUGAGACAAGAGAUGCUUCUGAUUAUGAUUCCCAUCUUCCUUGGCAGCCAUCCUAACUCAGCUAUGGUUCUUAACUUUGUGUGGAAUGGACAGGGACAGUCUCCCAUGUCCAAGCAAAUGUUGAUGCAUUGCAUGGCUGAAUGGUAUAUGAGGAAUGAACAAUAUGAUCAACAGAAACUAUCCAGGAUAUUGGAUGUAGCUCAAGAUUUAAAGGCGCUGUCAAUGCUCCUGAAUCACAAACCGUUCACGUUCGUGAUAGACCUUGCAGCACUUGCAUCACGACGUGAAUAUCUGAAGUUGGAUAAAUGGUUAAGUGACAAGAUCAAGGAACAUAAGGAAGAAUUUAUUGAAGCUUGUAUCAGCUUUCUUAAGAGGAGAUGCCCGGCAAUUGCGGGUGGUCCUCAGUAUAAAGAAGAUCACUCCAGCACCUCCAAUCUUCCACCUGAAACACUCACCACUAUGCUUGCAUGUUUACAAUCAUUUGUUGGCAAUGUAUCUCAAGAUCUAUCUGAGAGCAUACUAACAAUGGUAGCCACCUCAAGUAAUCUACUCAAUAAAUCUCGUCACCCCCCACCUGGGGUAAUGGUGAAGCCACGCCCACAAACCACCCCCCAACCACCAUCCAGUCUCCCCCCACCAGCAUCUACAGCACCUAAUAUAAAGAUGGACCAAGUAUCUAGCAUUGGUGGGUUCAGUAGCACACUCAUGCCUGCACCAAACCAACAUGGCCACACAGCAUUUGGGUCAUCUACUGAAUACCCAAGCAACAGCGCCCCUGGCAGCAAUCGCAUGACUGGUGCCAUAGGUGGUGGUGCCGCGGCACCUGGCAACAUGCCAAGCCCUGGAGCCGGAGGAUUGCUUGCCACCAAUACAGGGUUACCUGAAGUUGGAGGUUUCAACUCUGGUCUUGGUUCAAACUCAGUAGGAGGGUCAGGAACAUCAGGAAUCCAACCUGGAGGUAGUUUUUCGACCAGCAUCGGCCAAAGACUUGGCUCUCAACUUGGUGGAAGCACUUCUAACAGCUUGGGUUUGUCAGUUGCCCAACCAUCAGUUACAAGCAGUUUUUCAUCAUCGCAGUUUGGUCUCGGUGGAGGCUCCCAGUCCCAGUUUAUGCAAGGGUUUUCAAAUCAACUGCUUGGUAACUUGGGUGGCGUGGGUAGUAGUAUGGGAUCUACUGAUCAUUUCAGUGGAAAUAAGUUUGACUCUUACGCUAACCAGAAAGAUAUCUUCAAAAAUAAGAUGCCUGAUAUAUUCUCGCAGAAUAAACCAGGUUUAGGAGCACCAGGAGGAGGCAUCGGACUUGGAUCUUCCCUAAACAGCGGGAUCGGAUCGGGACUAGAUGUAUUUGGAAGCAAAAAACCUGCAGUUGGAGGGUUGGGGUCAGCCGCCCAACAAGCUUUUCAACAAGCUGCUGCUAAAACAACUAAACAACCAAUGUCGGACCAAUCCCAAGUAUGGCCUGAAAUGAACCAACAAUUCAACAAAGAAAUUGAAGAUGAAGCAAACGGAUAUUUCCAACGUAUUUACAACCAACCACCACACCCAACAUUAUCUGUAGAUGAUAUUUUGGAUCUUCUGCAAAACUUCAAAGAUUCAAACAACAAGAAAGAAAGAGAAGUGUUUAACUGUAUGAUGAGGAACUUGUUUGAGGAAUAUCGAUUUUUCCCUCAGUAUCCAGACAAGGAGCUUCACAUAACAGCUUGUCUGUUUGGUGGGAUCAUUGAAAAGAACUUGGUUACUUAUAUGGCUCUAGGCAUUGCAUUACGAUACGUACUUGAAGCCUUGCGAAAACCCCACAACAGUAAGAUGUAUUACUUUGGCAUUGCUGCGUUGGACAGAUUCAAAGGAAAACUAAAGGAUUAUCCUCAGUAUUGCUGCCAUAUAUCUGCUAUCGCUCAUUUCAAUGACUUUCCAAACCAUUUAGUUGAAUAUGUGGAAUAUGGGAAGAGAUCCGAGGAGCCCCCUGUUAAAGUCCAAUGCAGUGUUACCACCCCUGGAAGUAUUGCAUUUGCUGCUCAACAACAAACUACAGGGGAAGGAUUGUCUGAUGCUACUAUGUCACAAUCAACCACUGUGACAUCACAAACUAUAACAGCACCUACUAGAAUCAACUUGCCAGUUUCAAUUGGAAAAGAUAUGCAGCCAUCCAUCGCCAAGGCAACCAACAUCGACACGCUCCUUGGAGCACAAGUUCCUGAAGAGAAGAUACCUGAACCUCCUGAAAGUCUUCAGGAUAAGAUUGCCUUCAUAUUUAACAACUUAUCAGUGUCAAACAUGGGCCCUAAGGCUGAUGAAAAUCAAUUACCCACAAAGUUAAAGUCUAUAAUUUUGCCCUGUAUACCUCCAUACUUACUUACACAUCAUUUUCUAUAUAGACCUAAGCAUACAGCCUUAUAUAACAUGCAAGUAUUUAUAUACCCAAUGUCAUUACAGUUGAACCUGAAAUUUGAAGUUGAAGUUCUUUGCAAGAACCUCAACAUAGACAUCAAUGAUAUUAAAGCUGUCAACUAUCUCAGGGAUCCUGAGAUCAAAUUUACCAUUGAUUGUCAGCUUUCCACAUCUAAGAAAGAGCCCGGUACAUCAAGUAAGCCUUCCACACCUUCAGAACAACCUCAGUCAGAAUUUAAAGUACUACCAAGGUCCACCAGCAGUGCAGUGAUGGGUCUCGGAGCACCCUCCAUAUCUAGUGGGUUCCCACCCCCAUCUAUAGCCCCACCUCCGUCAUUAUCGCAACCCCCCCAACUACCCACCCACCAACCCCUACCAGCGAUGACACCGCGUUUCUCAUUCCAUGAUAUCAAUGUUUACUCGAUCGCAACCCUACAAUCCCACCUUACUAUUAAGAUGGAGCUUCCACUCCUACAAGCCCAACCACAGUUGAAAGCUUGCGUCCGACCCGCUGUAGAACGAGGCGUGCAGGAUCUACUGCAGCCUAUUGUGGAGAGAGCUAUCAAAAUUGCUCUUACUACGUGUGAACAAAUUGUGAGGAAAGAUUUUGCUCUCGAUCCUGAAGAGUUUCGAAUGAGGACAGCAGCUCAUCAUAUGGUUCGCAACUUAACAGCAGGUAUGGCACUAAUCACAUGUCGCGAACAAUUGUUGCAAAGUAUUGCUAAUCAUCUAAAGCAGAACUUUGGACAAGCUCUGACCAGGCAUCCGCAGUCAGUUCCACCACAACAGAAAGAGAUGAUUGAACAAACAGCGAACAUGAUCGCUGCAGAUAAUGUAGAGUUGGCUUGCUGCUUCAUACAGAAGACAGCAGUGGAAAAAGCAAUCAUGGAUAUGGAUAAACGAAUGGCAACGGAGUUUGAAUUGAGAAAACACGCAAGGCAGGAAGGAAGAAGGUAUUGUGAUCCUGGUGUGCUUACUUAUCAAGCUGAGAGGAUGCCAGAACAAAUAAGAUUGAAGGUUGGAGGAGUAACUCCACAACAAACAGCUGUCUAUGAGGAGUUUGCAAGGUGUGUGCCUGGCUUCCUACCAAGCAAUGAUUCAUCCCAACCAUCGGGCUUCCUUGCUAAACCCAUGCAGGCUUGGGGGGCAGUUGAUGACAUCACACAAGUAUAUGAUCGUUGCAUUGCAGAGUUAGAACAACAUUUACAGUUGUUCGGAGUAUCUCCCACCAGUGUCCAGUUCUCCCAACUACAAACACUGCAUGAAGCCAUCAUGUUAGCUAGGAAUUCAAGGGAGAUUGUCACAGCUCUUGCUUUGCUACAGAAAGCAGUUGAAGGUUUACUUGAUGCUUCAACACACACAACUACUGAUCAAGAGACAUUGGCAAGGUACCGUGAAUGCCACGUGCUUGUUUUAAAAGCCCUUCAAGACCAAAGAGCUUACGGACCACAAUGGACAAACAAACAAGUCACUCAAUGCCUCAUUAACCAUAGAGAUGAAUAUAAAUAUAAUGUGGAAGCUGUGGAGUUGUUAAUACGAGCACACCUGGUUAAUAUGCAGCAGUAUGACCAACACCUUGCGCAGUCCAUGGAGAAUGGCUUGAACUACAUGGCUGUUGUGUUCGCGAUGCAACUUGUUAAGUUGUUCCUCGUGGACGAGAAACAGAAUUCACUUGUUGUGGAAUCGGAUAUUUACAACACUGUGGAUGUGCUGAAUAAGAUCAACACUAUUUCAAGGGGGGCUGCUCCAGAGGGACUCUCCCAACUAAUGGAAAUGGUGAGAUCCAACUAUGAUUCAAUCCUUGAUAAAGUUCCAGGAGGUCCAACACACAUGAUGCAUUCGGGCAUUUCCCAGGCAAGGGAAUAUGAUGAUCCACCGGGUCUACAUGAGAAGACGGAAUAUUUAUUGAGGGAAUGGGUCAAUAUCUAUCAUAGUCCAACAUCUGGACGCGAUUCUACUCGUGGUUUCUCUGCAUUUGUACAACAGAUGCACCACCAAGGCAUAUUACGCACAGAUGAUCUGAUCACUCGAUUCUUCAGACUUUGCACUGAGAUGUGUGUGGAUCUUACUUACAGGCUGCUACAGGAAUCCAAUGUGAGUCCAUCCCUAUUGAACCCAACCCUGGUCCGAGCUAAAUGCUUCCACACACUUGAUGCGUUUGUAAGGUUGAUUACAUUGCUAGUGAAGCAUUCAGGGGAUGCUGUAAACUCGGUUACCAAGAUAAACCUGCUAAACAAGGUUCUUGGUAUAGUGGUUGGUGUACUACUUCAAGACCAUGAUACAAGGCAAACAGAAUACCAUCAAAUGCCCUACCAUAGAAUAUUCAUUAUGUUGUUCUAUGAGCUUAAUGCACCAGAACAUGUACUGGAGUCGAUCAACUUCCAAACACUGACUGCAUUUACGAACACAUACCAUAUUCUGCGUCCAAGUAAAGCUCCAGGGUUUGCAUUUGCGUGGCUUGAAGUUAUAUCAUACAGGUCUUUCAUAUCACGAAUGUUGCUUCAUACACCUCAGCAAAAGGGGUGGCCAAUGUAUGCUCAACUUCUGAUUGAUCUGUUCAAGUUCUUGGCUCCGUUUUUACGAAACGUGGAACUCACCAAGUCAAUCCAGAUAUUAUACAGGGGCACCCUGCGGUUACUUCUCGUACUUCUCCAUGAUUUCCCCGAGUUCCUAUGUGAUUAUCACUAUGGCUUCUGUGAUGUCAUACCUGCAAACUGCAUUCAGUUGCGAAACUUGAUCCUGAGUGCUUUCCCUCGUAAUAUGAGGUUACCCGAUCCAUUUACACCAAACCUUAAGGUUGACAUGCUGCAGGAGAUCAACGUAGCACCUCGCAUACUAACAAACUUCAUUGCUGUCAUGCCAGCUCAAUUCCAGAAGGAUCUUGAUAGUUAUUUGAAGACAAGAGCUCCCGUUACCUUCUUAUCUGACCUGCGUACCAAUCUACAGAUAAGCAAUGAGCGUGGCAUCAAGUACAACGUACCUCUUAUUAAUUCACUCGUUCUCCACGUUGGUACUCAAGCCAUUGCUUACAUUCAUAACAAGGGAGGUUCUCCAUCCAUGGCAACAAUCACACACUCCUCGCACAUGGAUAUCUUCCAAAACCUGGCUGUGGACUUGGAUACUGAAGGUCGCUACUUGUUUUUGAAUGCUAUCGCAAACCAGCUGCGUUAUCCAAACAGCCACACUCACUACUUUAGUUGCACCUUGCUAUAUCUGUUUGCUGAGACAAAUCAAGAGUCAAUUCAAGAACAGAUCACAAGAGUUUUGCUUGAGAGGUUGAUUGUAAAUCGUCCCCACCCAUGGGGAUUGCUCAUCACUUUUAUCGAGCUCAUUAAGAAUCCAAACUUUAAGUUUUGGAAUCAUGAGUUUGUGCAUUGUGCACCAGAGAUAUCUAAACUGUUUGAGUCAGUAGCCCGUAGUUGUAUGGGAAAACAGUUCACUCAGCAGGGAGUGACAGACACUGCUACUACAGUGAUUAGUACACCUGCCACUGCUGUGCAAGCUUGAUUUACGGACUGUUUUGUUGUGCUGCUUUUUAAUUGUGUAAAUAAAUUUGGAGAUGCAA